Aphanomyces invadans is the source of this 668-nucleotide messenger RNA. RefSeq lists its product as hypothetical. The coding region runs from base 27 to 623 and encodes 198 amino acids. The record is from RefSeq and is a predicted model, not a curated record. Lineage: Eukaryota; Oomycota; Saprolegniomycetes; Saprolegniales; Verrucalvaceae. The transcript has a single exon.
UAUUCGACAGUUCCUUGCCAAGUUCCAUGGUGUCGUCGUCGUCCGCUUCGUCCACCUCCAUCGCGGGGCCGCCGCCGCCGGGUCCUACCGUUGCGGAGCGAAUUGCAGCUAUCCAGAACAUGGACAUCUCUCGCGUGCUUCGCUUGAUGCGAGUGGGCAACGUGUUUUGCUCAGUAUUCCAGAUCAUUGCUGGAAUUGGCGGGGUGUUCGACCUGAUUACCCUCAACGUCACCGGCGCCCUCUUGUCGCUGUACGUCGUGCUGUUUGGCUUGCUCUUCCUCCUAUUCGAAUGCCGCUUGAAGACGAUGGAGAACCGCAUCCGUACCAACUUUGGCUUUCUCUUCUCGUACAACGGCCGUGCGGGUUUUAUCUUCUUCAUCGGUUUCCUCGAUUUCGGCAUGGGAUCAGCCAUGGGGACUGUUGCCGGCAUCCUAAUGUGCUUGAACGCGUUCUUCAACCUCUUUGUCAUGCUCAAACACCCCGAGUUUGCCUCGGGCGCUGUCCGCAAAGAUGCCGACCCGACUGCAGGGUACGCCGACUCAAAGGAAGCAGCCCAAGCUUACCUCCACUCGAACCCACAAGUCGCCCUUCAAGCUACCAAGUUUGCACUCUCUAGCAGAUAAGCUGUUGACUUCCAAUUGAACAUAUUGCCAUGCUUCGUGCUCUAU